Messenger RNA from Oldenlandia corymbosa var. corymbosa, 4245 nucleotides. The record is from the annotation of a GenBank genome assembly. NCBI's taxonomy places the organism in Eukaryota, Viridiplantae, Streptophyta, Magnoliopsida, Gentianales, Rubiaceae.
GUAACGUCCAAUAACGUUCGGGUCGGGUCCUUCAACCAGGGUAAGAAAUAAGAACGAUUUCUGGGACUCAAGUUCAAAUGUUUUUUUACUGUAACAAACAAAGAACUAACCACAGAACCGCAGAAACUGAAACUGCUCGAUUGAAUCACAAAAAGGCGAAAAUUUUACAGACCGCCAUGAUUACAAACCUCUCAAAAUUCCAUUUUUAGCACGCCAAUUUCAGUUCAUUUCUCAUCUUAAAGUAUAUCCUCAAAAUCCCUCCUUCAUAAAAGCAAAAGCUGCAGAAAAUUCUCAGCACGAAAAGACACACACACUCAGACACAAAGUCACAUUCUUUAUUAAUCAAGUCUCAUCUCAGUACUCUUCAAUUCAUUCGAAAAUUCGACUUUUGUUUUGUACCCUUUCCUUUAGUGAUCGCUUUCUCAUCAUUCUGUCAGCAGAAAGAAAAAAAAGGAUUAAAGAUUCUUCUGAGCAUUCCUCUGUUUUAUUGUGUGUUUUGACUCACUUUUCUAUUUCUUUGGUUGUUUUUUUUUCCCCACUUCAUACUGGAAUAUCCCAAUUCAAUCACGGCCCUUUUUUUCCUUUUCCCUCCCAAAAUUCAUACCACGAAAUUCUUCCUUUUUUCACUAUUUGACCGGAACCCAACUUUUGUUUUCCUUCUUUGAUCGGUUAUUGUAAUUGUCCUUUUGCAAUUUGGUUGUUUAUACCCUUUUUAAAGGCAUAAAGGGUUGAAUUUUACAUCAUAGUGAGCCCGAUUCAAAUAUCACUCUUCUUUGCAUUUUUCUUGUUUGGGAACGGUGUAUGAUUUUAUCGAAUGAAAGGAGCGGAGGUGAUUAAUAGCAAGGGAUGUUCAAGGCUAUUUGCAGAAAUUCCAACAUCCACGCCUUCGUUUAGAGGCGGACGUGAAUUCCAAUCCUGUGCAGUGGAGUCAAUGUCUCAUGUAUCAAUAGUCUCCGGAGCUGGUGAACUGGCUUCCAAGAACAAAUCCCGCGGACCCUUUGCUGGCCUUGUUAUCUGUGUUACAGGGCUCUCUAAAGAAGCAAGGAAGCAAGUGAUGGCUGCAACUGAUAGAUUGGGUGGUGAAUAUAGUCCACAUCUGCAUCCGCAGUGUACUCAUUUGGUUGUACAGAGCCUUCGUGGACGCAAGUUUGAGCAUGCUUCGAAACAUGGACAAAAAAAUGGCCUUUUUGUUGUCACGCUUGGAUGGUUUGUGGACAGUGUCAGAAGAAAUGUGAGGUUGAGUGAAUCUCUGUAUAGCGUUAAGACUUGUGGAGAAGGUGGUGUGGCAGUAGAUGAUCUCAACAGGCUUGUUUAUAGUCCUGGCACUGAAAAGUCUUGCCUGCCUUUUAGUUCACUUGAAUGCACCGAUAAAUAUGACAUUACUCAAGGACCUAAGCUUCACUUUCCUGAAGGAGAGUCUAAAAGAAGAAGCAUGAGUUUGCCACUAUCUGGUUAUUCCUUUUACAUUGAUGAAGACGUGUCUCCAGAGCUACAGGCUAAGGUUGUUGAGGCUGCAGAACCAGAAGGCGCUACAUUUUUGGAUCAGUGGUUUGUAGGUUGUGGUGCUAGUCAUGUCGUUUGUGAAGGACCUUCAGUAAGAAAAUAUCUUGGUCAUUCGAAUAAUGUUGUUACACCCCUAUGGGUGUUGAAGACGGCAAGAGAAAAACGUCUGCAGAGGCUUGUUCACAUAUCCGCCGACUUGGCCAGACAGACAGCAAUUACAAUUGAUGUAAUUCAAACUGACACUACUAAAGAGGAAGAUGGUGGGGCCAUACAUCAUCAUGGUUCUGCCUGUUCAAUGCUUAAUGCAAGCCAUGAAGAAAGGCAGAAGAUAGCAAACGAGGCCAAAGAUCGGGUUAGGAAGCGCCGGAAUUAUCGGAUGCAGACAUGCCAAACUCCCAUUCGUCCAAUUACCCCUAACAGCCUUCUGGAUUCUGUCUGCUGGUCAAUAUCGGAGCCUACUUCAUCUGCUACCAUCUACACUGAGUCAUCAAGUGUGGAGGAUGCAAACGGUCAAGAUACAUCAUUUUUCUUUGAUGCAAAGUCAGAUGGCAAGGAAUCAGAAGCUUCCUUUGUCAACUUGUCUCGGCCACUCACAGAAAGUGAGAAGUCAGAGUUGAUAUUCAAGAACCACUUCCUUACAAUAUUGUUUCCGGUUGAUCGAUUUUCUGAGAUGGGCCCCUGCUCGAGGACAUUUUUUAGCAAUAAAGGCUUCACAUGUUUGCAGGUUUUGGACUAUAUUUAUGAAUUUUACCAGGAAAAUUUGUCUGCUGCAGAAAUAGAUGUCGCCAUUCACACUGAUUCGAGGCACGCUGAUCGGCUGCGAUCAGUAUUCUCCAGCAAAGAGACUGCAGAACAUGGCCAUUUAAAGUUUAAGCGAGUUGAUUUUCUAGGGAGUCGUAAAAGCUUCGAGAUGUUGAAGCGUGUGUCUGGUGACAAUAAUAGCAAUGUCUAUGAGUUAUUGAUCAGAGCGUAAGAUCCUUCUGCACUCUGCAUUGAUUGAAUACGGAGCAGCUUUAAAACUUGACUUUGAAUCCUUAAUAGAGUCUGUUGUUUUGUGUUGAUUUGGACGAUAAGUCCUGUAAGAUUUUGUAAGUAGAAUUGCAUGUACGUACGAGCUUGUAAAGAAAUUCACAAAUCUUCUCAGAAGUAAGAAUUGUACUUUUCAGGUUGAGUUUGUUAGUAAAUUAUGAAUCUCGUCAGAGAUUUCUUAAAAAAAAACAAAAUGAAUCUCGUCAGAGAUUAGAAUUGAACCUCGACCCAAUAAUGUACUGCCUUUGUCUUAAAAUUAUUAUCUAGUUUGAGUUUUCAUUUAUUUUUAGUACAAUUUGAACUAAAAUUGAAAAUCUAAACUGGACAAUAACUGUACUAAUAAUAAACUGGACAAUAAUUUUGGGACGGAGGGAAUAUUUGUUUUUAAAACUUAGAAAGUUAGACAGGGUUGGUUGCUCUUUUCUUUAUACCCUUUCCAUUGCUACGGUAUUGAAGGAAACACAUUGGAGUUGGACAAUAUAUUUUACAUCCAGCUUAAAAGUUCAAGAGGUUCUUUUUGCAGAAGUCAACCUGUACUCAGUAGGACUCGCUGAAAAAACAAUCCAAAUCCAAAUCCAAAACCGAAACGGAAGAUAACUAAAGCCAAUUACUACUACUCGAAUUAACUUUACUUUUUAUGUAAUCUUCUAACUAGAAAGAUGAUACGGAAGAUCCAAGAUUGCGGAUUCUCUCAGCAACUAACGUUUUUUGAAAGCGCUGCAAAAUUUGCGCAAGGUGCAAGCUCGAAUUUUGACUGGUUUGAGGCAAAUGUCGCACCUUCCGAUCCUUCAAUUCGAAGAGAAAAUUGUAGAACUGGUUGAUCAGAAUCCAGUUGCGGAGAAACUGGUUCCGGUAAAAGUACACAACUUUCACAACUUCUUCGCCGGAAUCAUUGCCGUCACUCAUCCCCGACGGGGCUCUGUCGCUCACCGAGUUGCGCAGGAGCUUGGUGUUCAACUAGGGGAGGAAGUAGGUUAUGCCAUACGCUUUGAAGAUAGAACUUCAGCUAGGACACAUAUCAAAUACCUUACCGACGGAGUUCUUCUUCGUGAAAGCCUGCCCGAUCCAGAGUUGAGUCAAUACUCGGUAAUAAUCUUGGAUGAAGCUCAUGAGAGGAGCUUGAAUAAGGAUAUAUUGCUCGGAUUGAUGAAACGCUUGAUCAGAUUACGCGCCUCGAAUUUAAAGGUUUUGAUCACACCUGCUACGCUUGAUGGUGACAAAGUCUCGGGAUUCUUCUCCGGUUGUCCUGUCCUAAAUAUUCUUGGAAAGUAAUUAAAAUUCUGCACAGUUUAGAGCCCUCGAAAGAUUACGUUAAUGCUUGUCUACAAAAGGCUAUCGAUAUAGGCGAUGUUCUUAUCUUCAUGACUGGACAGGAUAAUAUCGAAAAUAUUAUGUGAAAAAUUUGGAAAAGAGAAUUCGAAACCUUGAAAAAGGAUCUUUCUUAGACGCAGUCGUUCAUCCCUCUUCAUGGGUCUUUGCCACUCGAAUUACAGGGUUGUGUCUUCUGUCCUCUGCCUCCAAAUUGUCCAAGAUUUAUAGUAGCCACAAACAUAGCAGAAACUUCGUUGACUAUUGAGGCGUGGUGUACGUCAUUGACUCUAGUUACGUGAAGCAACGUCAUUCCAACCCCGCUACAGGAAUGUAUUCUCUUGACGUUGUGCAGAUAAGCAAGGUGCAGGCCAAUCAACGCGCUGGGCGAGCUGGGAGAACGCG